AUGUCUAUUCGAAUUGAUUCUAAACUCACUAACUCCACUUUUCUCCUUACCGGUUUCCCUGGCCUUGAAGAGGAAUACCCCUGGCUCUCAAUCCCUUUCUCCUGCAUCUAUGUGACCAUCCUUUCAGGGAACUGUCUGGUAUUGCAUGUGAUCCGCACAGAGCCAAGCCUGCACGAGCCCAUGUUCUACUUGCUGGCCAUGCUGGCACUCACGGACCUGUGCAUGGGGCUGUCCACAGUGCACACUGUGUUAGGGAUACUAUGGGGGCUCAGCCAGGAAAUUAGUCUGGAUGCUUGCAUUGCCCAAACAUUUUUUGUUCAUGGUCUAUCAGGCAUGGAGUCUGGAGUCCUUCUUGCCAUGGCUUUUGAUCGUUUUACUGCAAUCUGUAAUCCUCUGAGAUAUGCAUCCAUCCUCACCAAUACCAGAAUCAUCAACUUGGGUGUGGCCAUCUUAGGAAGGAGUUUCCUUCUCAUUAUUGCUCCCAUUGUCCGCCUUAAAUUCUUCAUUUACUGCCGUCCCCACAUCCUCUCACAUUCUUUUUGCCUGCACCAGGACCUGCUCCGGCUGGCCUGCUCUGACAUUCGAUUCAACAGUUUCUACACCUUAGCCUUAGUGAUGUGCAUACUAUUUUUGGAUUCUGUGUUUAUUCUUAUCUCCUACAUCUUAAUCCUGUAUUCAGUCUUGACUAUUGCAUCCCGGGAUGAACGGUUCAAGUCCUUGCAGACCUGUGUCUCUCACAUCUGUGCAGUCCUGGUUUUCUACAUCCCAAUCAUCGGUCUGACCUUGGUACAUCGCUUUGGGAAGCACCUGUCUCCUGUGGUUCAUGUCCUCAUGGGCAACAUCUAUAUCCUUUUUCCACCUUUAAUGAACCCCAUCAUCUACAGCGUCAAGACACAACAAAUUCGUAGCAGGAUCCGAAGAUGGCUCACUAAAAAACCCUAA
Molecule: messenger RNA, 942 nt
Organism: Tupaia belangeri chinensis (Chinese tree shrew)
Lineage: Eukaryota; Metazoa; Chordata; Mammalia; Scandentia; Tupaiidae
Product: olfactory receptor 51V1
Exons: 1
Coding region: 1-942 (313 amino acids)
Biological process (GO): G protein-coupled receptor signaling pathway
Cellular component (GO): plasma membrane
Molecular function (GO): G protein-coupled receptor activity; olfactory receptor activity
Source: RefSeq, a predicted model, not a curated record